UUGUUCUUCUUAUCUUACUCCCACCUAAAUGCAACUUCUGACCAUAGAUUUCUUGAAAGGAAUGUUUAAUGUGGAAAACAAGACAUAAACAUCUUAUAAGCAUCAAAAAAGACUACAGACGCAGUAGGACGUUUAUGCUGUAUAGAUGAGGAAUGAGUUCUAGCAUCCGGGAUUGGUUGGGAGGAGCAAAGGCUAGAAACCUGCUUAUCCCUCAGAAGAGCAGAGAAUUAGUCUGUGUCGUCAUAUCCUCCACUGGUGUAGGAGGCAGCAGAGACCAGCGGCCUCAGAGCUGAUGAUGUGCCUGUCACUGAGUGGCCAGCUGGCUCCUGACUUAUACCCGAGGACAUGGUGAGAUGUCGGAAGCCUGCUGCCCAAUCUUCCACACGCUGUAGCCUGCACAAAGUAAAACUUCAUGUACGCAAAACAAGAUCUGGCAGUGCUAGCAUCUGGGCCAGAGAGGGCCAGACGGAUCAAUCGGAACCUGCAAAACCCGAAAUUACCAUUCCCAACAGACGGACACGCUUCAGGUAUCCUCAGAUUGCAGGAUACAGUUCCCCCAGCUGGCACUCAGGAGGAGGUUGGGGCAGCUGACCUGCAUGUCUAGGUCCGCCCUGAAACUGCGCUCCUGGCCUCUCACAAUCCUUUAUUACCUUCUACCCUUCGCUGUACUUAAGCCCUUGGUGAGAGUGGGAUGGCGCCCUACAAGCAGGGUUGCUAUUUACAAAUCAGUGCCAACGCGGCUGCUCUCCCGUGCAUGGGGACGCCUGAAUCAGGUGGAACUCCCAACAUGGCUAAGGAAACCAGUAUACCAAUUGUACAUCUGGACGUUUGGGGUGAACAUGAAAGAGGCUGCAGUGGAAGAUCUGCACCAGUACCGUAAUCUCAGUGAGUUUUUUCGCAGGAAACUGAAGCCACAAGCACGGCCAGUCUGUGAUUCUCAUAGUGUGAUCAGUCCGUCAGAUGGAAAAAUUCUGCACUUUGGCAGAGUGAAAAACUGUGAGGUGGAACAAGUAAAAGGUGUAACUUACUCUUUGGAAUCCUUCCUGGGGCCACAAACCUGGACUGAAAACCAACUCCACAAGACUUCCUUCCAGGACCAGCUGGUUACACAGGAGGGAAAUGAACUCUAUCACUGUGUCAUUUACCUGGCUCCUGGCGACUACCAUUGCUUUCACUCUCCCACAGACUGGAAUGUGUACCACCGGAGGCAUUUUCCAGGAUCUCUCAUGUCUGUGAACCCGGGUGUGGCCAGAUGGAUUAAAGAACUAUUUUGUUACAAUGAGCGUGUUGUUCUUACUGGAGGUUGGAAGCAUGGCUUCUUCUCCCUCACAGCUGUUGGAGCCACAAAUGUGGGCUCUAUCCAGAUAUAUUUUGACAGGGGCCUGCAGACAAACAGUCCUCGGUAUAGCAAAGGUUCUUACAAUGAUCUGAGCUAUGUAACGAACAAUAACCAAGAUGGGAUUGUUAUGCGGAAGGGAGACCAGCUAGGAGAAUUUAAUCUUGGUUCCACCAUAGUCCUUAUUUUUGAGGCACCAAAAGAUUUCAACUUUAACUUGAAGCCUGGACAGAAGAUUCACUUUGGGGAAGCUGUAGGUUCCCUUUAGGAAAAAUCCAAGAUUUGGAUCUGAAGAUGGUAAAAACAGGGAAUGAUCAUAUUUAUAGAAUUGUGGUGCUAGGAGACUCACAUUAGUGUCUCUAUGCCAGCUAAACUAUAUGAUUAUGCACCUUAAAGGCAAACAGAGGGCAGUCAUGCAGAUUAUGGCCACAUGCUAUGCCCACUGCCACGCACCAGCCUCGAUAUUGCCCCACACAGCACUUGUUUGAUUCCAUUCCCAUGGCCACUUGGUGUGGGUUCAGGGCUUUUAUUUAAUCACUUGAUCAAUUUACUUUUUUUGUGGGAGCAAUCAUUAAUUUAUGAUUUCAUAAAUAUUAAUUGAAUCCUUUAGAGAAGCUCAUCCAAUCAUAGAACGCUAUAUGCCGAAAGAAAACUGCCAACCUCAGGGAAGUGCUAAGCCUAAGGCAGCCAUUAGGUCAAUAAUAAGAGGACUAUGACACAAAGCUGGCACAAGGGAGAGAAUUCCUGUGGAACUGCUGCUUCUGAUUGCUUGGGAUGAAGAUUGUGGCCUCUGCACUGCAGAUUCUGACCAGGACCAUUCUGAUUCUAGCCCACAAAGUGCAACCUUGCCUGGGGCAGCUCUAGCACAUUUUUUUUUUUGUACAUCUGGGAAGGGUGUGAUUUCGUUAAUACAUUAACCCAUUUAAUAGCUGACAUUUUGAAAUAAAAUGAACAAAUAAACUAG
Messenger RNA from Xenopus tropicalis (tropical clawed frog), 2300 nucleotides. It is a transcript of the gene pisd, whose product is annotated as phosphatidylserine decarboxylase. The coding region runs from base 597 to 1604 and encodes 335 amino acids. Gene Ontology annotation, molecular function: phosphatidylserine decarboxylase activity. Gene Ontology annotation, biological process: phosphatidylethanolamine biosynthetic process; phospholipid biosynthetic process; protein autoprocessing. The transcript has 7 exons. The record is from RefSeq and is a predicted model, not a curated record. NCBI's taxonomy places the organism in Eukaryota, Metazoa, Chordata, Amphibia, Anura, Pipidae. Gene Ontology annotation, cellular component: mitochondrial inner membrane; mitochondrion.